CGGCAGCAGGACAAGGCGGCGGCGGCGGCUGGGGAUCAGACAUGGCGGCGGAUCUGAACCUGGAGUGGAUCUGCUCCCUGCCCCGCUCCUGGACUUACGGGAUCACCAGGGGCGGCCGCGUCUUCUUCAUCAACGAGGAGGCGAAGAGCACCACCUGGCUGCACCCCGUCACCGGCGAGGCCGUGGUCACCGGGCACCGGCGGCAGAGCACAGAUUUGCCUACUGGCUGGGAAGAAGCAUAUACUUUUGAAGGUGCAAGAUACUAUAUAAACCAUAAUGAAAGGAAAGUGACCUGUAAACAUCCAGUCACAGGACAGCCAUCCCAGGACAAUUGUAUUUUUGUAGUGAAUGAACAGACUGUUGCAACCAUGACAUCUGAAGAAAAAAAGGAACGACCUAUAAGUAUGAUAAAUGAAGCUUCUAACUAUAACAUGACUGCAGACUAUGCGGUGCAUCCAAUGAGCCCUGUAGGGAGGACUUCACGGGCCUCAAAAAAAGUUCAUAAUUUUGGGAAGAGAUCAAAUUCAAUUAAAAGGAAUCCUAAUGCACCUGUGGUCAGACGAGGUUGGCUUUAUAAACAGGACAGCACUGGCAUGAAGCUAUGGAAGAAACGCUGGUUCGUGCUUUCUGAUCUUUGCCUCUUUUAUUAUAGAGAUGAGAAAGAAGAGGGUAUUCUGGGAAGCAUACUGUUGCCCAGUUUUCAGAUAGCUCUGCUUACCUCAGAGGAUCACAUUAAUCGCAAAUAUGCUUUUAAGGCUGCCCAUCCGAACAUGCGGACCUAUUAUUUCUGCACUGACACAGGAAAGGAAAUGGAGUUAUGGAUGAAAGCCAUGCUAGAUGCUGCCCUGGUGCAGACAGAACCUGUGAAAAGAAUUACCUUUAAUAUCCGAGUGGAUAAGAUUACAUCUGAAAAUGCACCAGCUAAAGAGAUCAAUAACUUUCCCAAUCAUAGAGUGCUAAUUAAACCAGAGGCCCAAAAUAACCAGAAAAACAAGGAAAUGAGUAGAAAUGAAGAAAAAAAGGCAUUAGAAGCUGAAAAAUAUGGAUUUCAGAAGGAUGGCCAAGAUAGACCUUUAACAAAAAUUAAUAGUGUAAAGUUGAAUUCUCUGUCAUCUGAAUAUGAGAGCGGGUCAACAUGCCCAGGUCAGACUGGACACUACAGGCCAGUCAAUUUGAAUAGUUCAGAGAACAAAACAGUCAAUGUGAGCCUGGCAGAUCUUAGAGGUGGAAGUCACCACAAUACGGGGCCCUUACACACAGAGGCUGAUCGAGUCAUACAGAGAACGAAUUCAAUGCAACAGCUGGAGCAGUGGAUUAAAAUCCAGAAGGGAAGAGGUCAUGAAGAGGAAACCAGGGGAGUCAUCUCUUACCAAACAUUGCCAAGAAACAUGCCAAGCCACAGAGCGCCAGUCAUGGCCCGCUACCCCGAAGGCUACAGAACCCUCCCGAGAAACAGCAAGACCAGGCCAGAGAGCAUCUGCAGCGUCACGCCCUCAGGCCACGACAAGACAGCGGGACCCGGAGCCGAGGAGAAGCGGCGGUCCAUGCGGGACGACACCCUGUGGCAGCUGUAUGAGUGGCAGCAGCGCCAGUUUUACAGCAAGCAGGGCACCCUCCCUCGCCACAGCACCCUGACCAGCCCUAAAACCAUGGCCAACAUCUCCGACCAGACAAUGCACUCCAUCCCCACGUCACCCUCCCACGGCGCCAUCGCCGCCUAUCAGGGCUUCUCCCCGCAGCGGACCUACAGGUCGGACAUGUCUUCGCCGAUUCAAAGGGGAGACGUGACCAUCGACCGCAGGGACGUCACCGUCGACCGCAGGGACGUCACCCUCGACCGCAGGCACCGGGCCCAUCAUCCCAAGCACAUGUACAUGCCUGACAGGAGGUCAAUGCCAGCUGGCCUCACUUUACAGUCUGUUAAUCCCCAGAGCCUCCAAGGCAAAACGCCAGAGGAGCUUACACUGCUGCUCAUAAAGCUGAGACGGCAGCAGGCGGAGCUGAGUAGUAUCCGGGAGCACACUUUAGCACAGCUCAUGCAGCUCAAACUCGAGGCCCACAGCCCAAAGAAUGAAAUCCUUUCACAUCACCUUCAAAGGAACACCAUAUAUUUGGAUCAUCAGAUGAAAGAAAAUGAACCUAUUAUCACCAUGGUUCACACAAUGAUUGAGAACUCGGCGCUAAGACCCCAACUGUACCAGCAAUUCUUAAGACAGAGGAACAAGAUAAGUCUAUACUGUCUGUCACAGGAUGAAUGCAGAGGCACAUUAUACAAAUACAGACCUGAAGAAGUAGAUAUCGAUGCCAAGCUAAGCCGACUGUGUGAGCAAGAUAAAGUGGUACACGCUCUGGAGGAGAAACUUCAGCAGCUCCACAAGGAGAAAUACACGCUUGAGCAAGCUUUGCUGUCAGCCAGCCAAGAGAUAGAAAUGAAUGCAGAUAACCCAGCAGCCAUUCAGACCGUGGUGCUUCAGAGGGACGAUUUACAAAACGGACUGCUCAGCACAUGUCGUGAACUCUCUCGAGCCACUGCAGAACUGGAACGAGCGUGGAGAGAAUAUGAUAAGUUAGAGUACGACGUAACUGUUACCAGGAACCAGAUGCAAGAGCAGCUGGAUCGCCUUGGUGAAGUUCAGACUGAAUCAGCAGGAAUUCAGCGUGCACAAAUUCAGAAAGAACUCUGGAGAAUUCAGGAUGUCAUGGAAGGACUGAGUAAGCACAAGCAGCAGAGAGGCACUUCGGAAACAGGUAUGAUAGGAUCAAAGCCUUUCUCAACAGUUAAGUACAAAAAUGAGGAAGAGGAAGUAGUCCCACCUCGUCCUCCACUUCCUCGGUCCUAUGACUUUACAGACCAGCCUCCCAUAAUCCCCCCUCUGCCCAGUGAUAGCAGCUCCUUGCUCUGUUAUAGCAGGGGCCCAGUCCAUCUGCCCGAAGAAAAGAAGAUUCACCAAGUUCAAGGAUAUCCAAGAAAUGGAUCCCAUUGUGGUCCAGAUUAUAGACUCUACAAGAGUGAGCCAGAAUUAACAACAGUGGCAGAAGUUGAUGAGUCUAAUGGAGAAGAAAAAUCAGAACCUGCUUCGGAAAUAGAAACUUCUGUUAAAGGUUCCCACUUUCCUGUUGGAGUAGUCCCUGCAAGAACAAAAUCACCAACACCUGAAUCUUCGACAAUAGCCUCAUAUGUAACGUUAAGGAAAACUAAGAAGAUGAUGGAUUCAAGAACGGAACGACCAAGAAGUGCAGUGGAACAGCUCUGUUUGGCUGAAAGCACUCGACCUAGGAUGACUGUGGAAGAGCAAAUGGAAAGAAUCAGGAGGCAUCAACAAGCAUGCUUAAGGGAAAAGAAAAAAGGAUUAAAUCUUAUUGGUGCUUUAGACCAGUCACCCUUACCAAGUCCUUCAAAUUUAAGGGAUAAUCCAUUCAGGAUUACCCAGGCUCGAAGAAAGGAUGAUAACUCUAAGGAACUGGACACUGUCAUCAGAGAAAAUGACAUGAAGCCAAACCAGGACACUCCUUCCACAGAGACUGUUCAACUAAAAGAAGCUGAACCUCAAAAUACGGAUUUCAGCGAAGAGUUUAAAAAAACUGAAAAUGUUUUUUCUGAAACACUUUUCACACCUGAGCCAAAUGGAGUGAAUUCUGAGGAAGUGAUGGAUAAAGAAGGAGACAAAAAAGAGAUGCCUGAACAUGUGCCAUACAGCCCUCGAGAGGAGUCACAGAUCCCAAAUCAUAAACCAGAAGGCCCCCCUGCAGAAGAUACAAAGGACAAUAUUCAUGAGCAGGAAGAAAAUGUUCUUUCUUAUGAACUAACUCCUGAGGCUUCUAGAGGAAAUCAGACAAUGGCAGCGCAAAGCCUGCCUCCGUCUCCCGACUCCUCUGCGUCACCCGUCCCGUCCGCGCAGCCGCAGCUCACAGAAGGCUCCCACUUCAUGUGUGUGUAGUCUCACAACUAUACUGACUUCUGUUGAAACCAUUCAGAGCUGAGGACAUGGACCUUUGGCAAUGUGAGAAGAUAUUGUACAGUAUAUUUUAAAUCUAUGAAAUUCAUAGUUCUGAUGCUUUUGGCCACAGAGCAUCGUUUUAUCACUUCUGGAAAAUGUUUAUUCCAAAACAGCUUUAAUGGCCCAUAUGUACACUCAAGGUUCUGUAAUGUAAUCUCAAGGUUAUUACUCUGACACCAGCUUGCUGCUAUGAUUUCAAAGCACAUAAGUAAAGGUGCUUUUUAGUGUGCAGUCUACAGCCAGAGCUUACGUAGUUGCUGUUCUCCAGGUUUUGAUGUUUCUAAAGUCUGGGUGGAUUUAUAUUUCUUUUCAUUUUUCAGUACAGAAAAGUUAGUUAUUAUUUCCAGUGAAGCUUGUUUUCCUUUUUUUUCUUCUUCCUCCCAUUUCAGCUACUGCAAUGCUUUGUUUCACACUUGAUUUGUAAAAAUUUUAUAUAUAUAUUUAAAAUGUGCCAUUUUAUUAUUGCUAAGUGAAGUAUGUCUCGUUUCCUGCUAUAAUUAUUUCUCAGUCAGAUUGCAUUGUCAGCAGUUACUGCCACACUCUUGUCAGCUUAAACACAAAUGUUACCGCUUACUUUUUCUUAAAAAGCAAUUUAAAAUGUAGGUAUUUUGAAGUACUGGGCUUCUACUUCAUUGGACUAGAUGUGU
Budorcas taxicolor (takin) is the source of this 4645-nucleotide messenger RNA. It is a transcript of the gene PLEKHA5, whose product is annotated as pleckstrin homology domain containing A5. The record is from RefSeq and is a predicted model, not a curated record. Gene Ontology annotation, molecular function: phosphatidylinositol-4-phosphate binding; phosphatidylinositol-3-phosphate binding; phosphatidylinositol-3,5-bisphosphate binding. Gene Ontology annotation, cellular component: cytosol. NCBI's taxonomy places the organism in Eukaryota, Metazoa, Chordata, Mammalia, Artiodactyla, Bovidae. The transcript has 32 exons. Bases 42 to 3938 code for a protein of 1298 amino acids.